This is a messenger RNA of Marmota monax (woodchuck), 757 nucleotides long. Its product is annotated as spermatogenesis-associated protein 22-like. The record is from RefSeq and is a predicted model, not a curated record. Gene Ontology annotation, biological process: meiotic DNA repair synthesis; regulation of meiotic cell cycle; homologous chromosome pairing at meiosis. NCBI's taxonomy places the organism in Eukaryota, Metazoa, Chordata, Mammalia, Rodentia, Sciuridae. The transcript has 4 exons. The annotation marks the transcript as partial.
AGAUGACAACAAAAAUACCAGCUUGAAAACUUGGGAUAAAAAUGACUUUAGACCUCAAUGUAAAACAACAAAACUAGUGACAAAUGAUGGAAAAAAUUCUUUUCCCGUGAAUUUGGGAACUCAGAUACCACAGAAACAAUUAAGGGUAUCUGAAACUCCUGAUUUAUCUUAUCACAGAGAAACUGAGGUUCUCAGACAAAUGUGUUCAUCAAAAGUUUCUGGCUCCACAGUAAAAGGCCCAGAUAAAAACAGUGCAUUACAGACAUUUAAGCCCAAUUUUCAACAAAAUCAAUUUAAGAAAAAAAUGUUGGAUGAUAUUCCAGAAGAAAACACUCUGAAGGAAGCCUCAUGUCGGUUACAGUUUAAGGAAAAAAAUAAUUCUCUAAGAAUUAUUUCUGCAGUUAUUGAAAGCAUGAAGUAUUGGUGUGAACAUGCACAGAAAACUGUACUUCUUUUUGAGGUGUUGGCUGUACUCGAUUCGGCUGUUACAUCUGGCCCAUAUUAUUCAAAGAAUUUUCUUAUGAGAGAUGGGAAAAAUACUCUGCCUUGUGUAUUUUAUGAAAUCGAUCGUGAACUUCCAAGACUGAUUAGAGGCCGAGUUCAUAGGUGUAUUGGAAACUAUGACCAGAAAAAGAACAUUUUCAAAUGUGUUUCUGUCAGACCAGCAUCAGUUUCUGAACAAAAAACUUUCCAGACAUUUGUUAAAAUUGUAGAUGCUGAGAUGAGUUAUUAUACUAAAGUAAUGAAUGAAAUUUAG